This is a messenger RNA of Cyprinodon variegatus (sheepshead minnow), 2099 nucleotides long. RefSeq lists its product as uncharacterized. NCBI's taxonomy places the organism in Eukaryota, Metazoa, Chordata, Actinopteri, Cyprinodontiformes, Cyprinodontidae. Gene Ontology annotation, cellular component: plasma membrane; signaling receptor complex. Bases 150 to 1250 code for a protein of 366 amino acids. The record is from RefSeq and is a predicted model, not a curated record. The transcript has 2 exons.
CCCACCUGAGGAUGAUAUUCUCAGAAGAACAAGCAAUGAGCAGCUCUCUGCUAGAUGGGUAUCUCUGCUGAAGCUCCCUGAACUGCAGAACAAAAACACAUAGCAGCAAGGUUUCGUUGGAGCAACAUUAUUCCAAACUCUGCACAACAAUGCUGCCAGCUAUGUCCUCGUCUUUGGAGAACAGUCAAACUGGGAGAUUGUUGGCCAUCCUAGAGGAGUGGGACAAAUCAUCUGACCAACACACAGACAACACUAAGAUGUACUUCCUGCUUUUGUUCAUCAAGUUUGGACUGGAAACAGUAGUUUUAUAUGCAUGCAACCCCAAAAAGUAUAAAUACUUCCUGAGUGUCUUUGGCCUGUCUAUUGUCCUGGCUGAUUUUCUUCUUGCAUGUUUAAUGGGAGCUGCCUUGGUCCUUGGAGCUGAGAAGUCUCUAGCCUCACCCUGCUUCCUCUUGGCCAAUGCCUCAACAGCUUAUGGAGCUCUGCCACUCCCCAUUAUGCUCCUGGGCUUUGUGGACUACUGCUUAGACGACAUAUUAAUGAGCAACCAUUCAGUUUUCUGGAAAACACUCAGGAAUGUCAUCCUGACACUGCUGGUUUGGGUAGUUGCUGUUAAUUACUCCUUUCAUUCCAGUUAUGUUGAGCCUGUGGAACUGGAAUCUAUGACGGGGAAGGUGCUUGUCUGUGAAGUGACAGAGUCAAGCCUAAUUUCAGCCUUUAUUUUGGGACUUUUCACUUUAAGCCUCCUAACGCUGGUGCCAUUUUGGUUAAGAGCACCUCAGUGGGUGAGAGAAGUUGACGAGUCGCUUGAAGCUCGGGAGAAACAGAGGAACGUGGGAAGUGACCUGUUCUUAAUAUCAAUCUGGAAUCCCAAACCGUUAAUAAAUGCCAGACUAGAGGAACAUCUGGAUAACAGGCUAAUGAACCUUUCAUUAUGGUUAACAAAACUGCUGAGAUUUUUAUUUUUCUGGACGCCACAUCUGGUGAUGUCUGCUUGUUGUAUGAUCUUUGGCUUUGGACUACCUGCAUACCUCGGAUUCAACCUUCUGUGGCUUGAGUGCUCCAACGGCCUCCUGGUUGGUUUGGUGUUUUGGGCAAAGUGCAACACAAAGGGGGCUUACAGCAGUUUACCAGAGAACGUUUUCUUAUGGCAUGUCUACUGGGAUUUGAGCAGAGAUAUACAGCCUGUUCUGCCUGUUGCUGUGCUUAAUCCCUCAUGUAAAAAGAAAAACAUUUCCCUUAACGUGUAGAAACAAAACAACAAGAACCCCUAAUGUUGUAGAUUACAUAAAGAUAAUCUCGGGUAAGAAUUAGACAGUGAUCUAAAUCUGUGGCCGAUGCUUCAGUCUUCUCAUAGUUGAAUGUUUUUAAUAGCGCUGUCAUACUUAAGCUAUUUUACGAUUUAGCAGUGUAAUGCCCAUGAAAUGUCACAAGCCAGUGUCCUGAGGGGGGCAGCAAUGCACCCACAGGCACCCAGCCUGCAUAAAAAGCAGUGAUGGGCAGUAGCGCCGCUACAUGUAGCGAAGCUAUUAGUUUAACUACAUGUUCCAGUAGCUUGACCGUAGCGUCGCUGCUUUAUUUAUCAAGUAACUUUCCUGUAGUGACGUUAUUGCUUUGAUCAAGUAGCAACGUAGCGUCCACAAACGCUACAAAAUCCAGGGCAUAACUAAGAAAUGAGACCAGGUUUUCUAUUUUGAAAUAACAAUCAGAGUUAUUCGUUGGACAUUCACGCAUGAGCCUCUAUUCUGCCUCUUCUGUGUGUAUCUACCGAAGCAUGCGCAUGCGUACUGCAGUGGAACUCAAUGAAUGACACACACAGACACACACAGACACACAGAGCCACACACUCAGGAUGGAGGUGGAGACAGGAGCAGAGCGAGAAGAGCAGACAACUGUCGCUACCACACCGUGGCCUUAUCUUCAGAGAUUAUGAAACUUGUUGAAUCCUCAGAUAAAAAAAAUAAGUGUACAGAUGUCUGCUUUGCAAUAAAAAAAACAAAAACAAAAUUGUUGUCAACGUCCAGGACAUCCAAAACCAACCUAAGAACUCACAUUCAGGUGAAUCACUAAUUUCCCUCCUGCAGUAUGCAAGUAAAAAU